Molecule: messenger RNA, 579 nt
Organism: Eimeria tenella
Lineage: Eukaryota; Apicomplexa; Conoidasida; Eucoccidiorida; Eimeriidae
Exons: 3
Coding region: 1-579 (192 amino acids)
Source: RefSeq, a predicted model, not a curated record
AUGGUGGACAAGCAGCCCUGCGCAGACCCCACAGUUGCUGCUGCAUGCACUUGCCAGGACUUUGCUGCUGCUGCUGCAUGCCCCCUCAACGCUGCAUGCGACGACUCAGUCCCCAAUAGUGUGGCUUGCAAGUGCAGCGGCACUUUCAAAAGACUUUCUGUCUCCGACAAAACCUUCUGCGAACUCGGGACCACCUCCAUGAGCUCCACGGUUUCUUCAAUUUUCGAUGAUUCCACUUCGCCUUCCCUUUUAAUUUUGUGGAUCAUUUUGGGGGUUUUUGGCUCCGUCGCUGUCAUUGGCUGCAUCAUCCUCGUUUGCGUCAAGGAAAGACCCCAAAGAGAAGAAGAUCUUCUUAAUGCCACUAUAAACCCUCAAACAGGGGAUAUUGGGGGCCCCGCAAACCCUAGCAUGUACUGGAGCGCCUCCCCGUCGCUGCCGGGGGGGCCCCUCCCGAUGGGGCCCAGGGGGGCCCCCAUGGCACCCCAGGGCCCCUACCCCACUGCAGCCGGGGGAAGGGCUAUGCCUCUCCAGGGGGCCCCCCAGCAAGGGCCAGGCGCUGCUCCCUUCAGGAGGUCUUGA